Molecule: messenger RNA, 2936 nt
Organism: Olea europaea var. sylvestris
Lineage: Eukaryota; Viridiplantae; Streptophyta; Magnoliopsida; Lamiales; Oleaceae
Exons: 2
Coding region: 314-2431 (705 amino acids)
Source: RefSeq, a predicted model, not a curated record
UUUUUUUGUGCAUUUCAGAUUUCUCGCUGGGCUUGGGGGAUUUUGACAAAAGUUUCCGUUCCCCCAAUUUCAAUUUCAAUUUGGUGGGAAAAAUAUUGACUAAAUUCGACUGCUGAUGAUUCAAAUUCUACUGUUAACGGGUAUUUGACGAUUGAGAUUUAAGAGGAUCUCCGUUCUGGGGAGAUCCUUAGGAUUCAACAUUAGAUUUUUAUGUCAGUUGGCUGAUCUUUAAGCUUUUCAGCUGUUAUCAUGCCAGUCCAAGAGUGAAAUCAACUAUCAGGUGAAGAUUUUGCAGUCACAUCAUUGUGAAACUAUGGAGUGCAACAGAGAUGAAGCCCUAAGAGCAAAAACAAUUGCUGAGGACAAGUUAGAGAAAAAGGAUUUUUCUGGUGCAAGAAAAUUUGCCUUGAAAGCACAUAAUUUAUAUCCAGAAUUUGAGGAUAUUACCCAGUUGUUGACAACACUUGAUGUGUAUAUUUCAUGGGAGAACAAAACUAAUGGAGAAGUAGACUGGUAUGGAGUACUUGGUGUAAAUCCAACCUGUGAUGAUGAAACAAUAAGAAAACAAUACAGGAAGUUGGCUCUCAUGCUUCACCCUGAUAAAAAUAAAAUUGUUGGUGCUGAUGGAGCAUUUAAGCUUCUUUCAGAAGCCUGGAGCUUGUUAUCAGAUACAGCCAAGAGGUUUGCCUAUAAUCAAAGGAGGGGUUCUAGAGGAGUCCAACAGAAAGUUCCCAUGCAUGCUGGUGGUCCAUCUUCUGCAUCCCGUGCAAAUGGAUAUCAUAAUAUUGCAAGUAGGACAACAUCGGUUCUGAAGAUGAAGAACAAUGGUGCAAAGGUGCCCCCUACAUCAGUGCCUACUCCAUCCCAUUCCAGAACUGAUACUUUCUGGACCAUUUGUCGUCGAUGCAUGAUGCAUUAUGAGUAUCUUAAGAUAUAUCUUAACCAUACUCUUCUUUGUCCCAAUUGUCACAAGGCCUUCCUGGCUUCUGAGGCUGCUUCACCUUUCAAUAGUUCCAAAUCUUCCAAUCCCGUUCCUCCCCGACGGCAUCAAAAUUCUAGCAAUCAUGCACCUAGUCGGAAUGCUUUUGAUAGAGGAAGAAAAGUGGCCGCUGCUAAAAAAUCAGGUCCAGGAAUAGCUGGUCCGAAUUCAUUUAAACAUGCAAACUUCCAGCAGGAUUCACCAUCUGGAAAAGUUGUUAGUAGUGGCAAGGAUCCUUCUGUCACAACAAAAGCAGCAAAUGUUGUAAAGCUGGUACAACAGAAAUUAAAGAGAGAGUAUACUGAAUCAAAUGCCCCUACUGGUUUGGAGGGAGAUAUUAAAAGACAAAAAUUAGAUAAUGAUGGUUAUCGAUAUGGAAUGAACAAUUAUGUGGGCCAGGAAAAUGGUGGUUUUGGAAGAGCAGGUACAUCAGGAUCAAGGUUCUAUCAUAUUCCUGGCACUUACGGUCAGCCAAACAGCACUAGAGAUCUUACACUGCUUGAAACGCGAAAGAUGCUGAUGGAAAAGGGUCGAAAGGAUAUUCUGAAGAAGCUAAAUGAAUGGAAAUCAGGGACUCCAAGCAACAUUGUGAACGGAGAGAGCAAGAAAGCAACAGAAAACAAGAGAGUGAAAUAUAAAGGCACCCAUAAUGGGAAAGUUGGGUUGUCUUCUGUGGUAGAAGAGAUGGCAGACAAGCAUCUUAUGAGUUGUUCUGCUGAUAAUGCAGAUAAGAAGAAUAUCAUGGCAGUAUCACUGAAUGUUCCAGAUUCUGACUUUCAUGAUUUUGACAAGGAUAGAAGUGAAAGUUCUUUUGGCAAUAACGAAGUUUGGGCUGCUUAUGAUGAUGACGAUAGUAUGCCGCGUUUUUAUGCUCUAAUUAACGAGGUGAUAUCUAGGAAACCAUUUAAGGUGAGGAUCAGUUGGCUUAACUCAAAAACCAACAGCGAAUUUGGUCCCAUAGACUGGGUAGGCUCAGGUUUCUACAAAACCUGUGGGGAAUUUAGAGUUGGCAGACAUGAAAUCUGCACAUCUAUUAAUUCGUUUUCUCAGAAGGUUGUUUGGUCAAAAGGUCCACGAGGGACUAUUCGAAUAUUUCCCAAAAAGAGUGAUGUUUGGGCAAUUUAUAAAAAUUGGUCGUCUGAUUGGAACGAAGAUACUCCUGGUGAAGUUAUGCACAGCUAUGACAUGGUGAUGGUGCUUGAUGAUUACGAAGAACAGGGUGUGUCUGUUGCUCCCCUUGUGAAGGCGAUCGGUUUUAAGACAGUAUUUCAUCCAAAUUUGGAGCCGGAAAUGGUCAAGAGAAUCCCCAAAGAAGAGAUGUUCCGAUUUUCUCAUCAGGUCCCUUGUCACUUGCUUACUGGUCAAGAAGGUCAAGAUGCGCCAAGAGGUUGCUUGGAACUGGAUCCAGCUGCUACCCCAUUGGAACUUCUUCAGGUGAUAACAGUCUCAUGAGGUGACAGUCAUACCAAAUGGAGGAGAUAUUGAGGAAGAGGUACUGCCGAGUGCUCCCGUCACCAGGGUGGAUGAGAUUGAUGAUGGGCUAGUGACACAGGAAUAGACUGAGUUGAGGAACGUCAGAAAAUUGACUUGCCAAGUUAGGCGACAAAUCAGCAGAUUUAGAUUACACUGGAAUGCUUAAAUGGAUGUGCAACUUGCUGUAGAUACAGUUAGCAUGAGGGCUUUUUCAAUUGGGCAACACUAAUUGAAGAAGAUUGGCACUUCUAGGUCUCAAGUGGAAUUUCGUCAUUUUUAUUUUUUAUUUUGAGAAUUCGAAUGUUUACCAGUUAUUAUAGUCAGUCAAGUCUAACCCAAAGGUAGACUGAAGUGAAUAUAGUCGAGAAGAUAAAAAAAACAGGUAAGAGAAAUUGCUUUAUGUCAACUGAAAAUGAUGUAAGACAGGCAUAUACUCAAAAUUUCCUGAUUCUGAUUCUUAGCAUCAAAUACAUUGAAUUCAUUU